Messenger RNA from Metopolophium dirhodum (rose-grain aphid), 1875 nucleotides. RefSeq lists its product as uncharacterized. The transcript is spliced from 10 exons. The coding region runs from base 552 to 1646 and encodes 364 amino acids. The record is from RefSeq and is a predicted model, not a curated record. NCBI's taxonomy places the organism in Eukaryota, Metazoa, Arthropoda, Insecta, Hemiptera, Aphididae.
ACGUGGGGAUGACGUUAAAACCCUCGUCUAUUUAUACAUAUUAUUAUAAUAUUAUUAUCACUGAACAAUAUUAUUUUCAUGAAAUUUGGAUGAUGGAAAUUACUAAUUUUAUUUAUAGAUAGUCAAUAUCAAUUUCCAACAUAUCAUUAUGUGUUUGAAAUAACACGUUACACGCACGCAGACACAGACACACAGUACACACCAACAAACAGUCGUCACUCUGCAGUCCGCACUCGUCACUCGUCAGUCUGCCUGACUCUCGCCACUCAUUAAUCGGAACAUUCGGAUUUCAGAACUCGGCGUUUUUGCGCCUGGCUGUCGGCAGUCAGAUUUCUGAGUUUCCGGCUACUCACUUCUCGGUACUCAGCCAGUUUCCAAUUGCCAUUAUAGCCUGUAGGGUGCUAAGUUCUCAGUACUCCUCUAGGUAUCUAUAAUCGUUACUCUAUUUUUGAAGUGUACAGUCUGAAACUCUGAACAUUUAUAAUUUUUCGAGAAAUAUUGUGAACAUCUAUCCAUAUUAAUAAACAGUUUUGGCCGACCAACUAUCAACAAUGAAAAAAAAGAUUUCAACUUUUUUGACAGGAUUUCCAGACUCAGUAAUCGGAAAAAAAAAAAAUAAAAAUAAGAGAAAAGAAAUUAGUUCAGAUCCAAAUGAAGGAUUUCCAGACUCGGUAGUCGGAAAACAAAAUAACAAAAAGAAGAGAAAAGGAAUUAGUUCAGAUCCAAAUGAAGAUAAUUUAUUAUUAAAAAGAAAAAAGUAUUUAGCCAUUGAUGCCAAACGGAAUAUUAUUACGACUAUUUCGCCAGAUCCAAAAGAUGACAAAAUAGAUGACAAAAUUAUAAAGAAAAAGGAAAACAAAAUACAAGCAGCAUCUACUUCUACCUAUUCAUACUGUAUUGAAGACAGAGCUGUUCAGGAUUUAAAAGAUCAGCCCCCUAAUACUGCUGGUACUGUCAUCUCUGAAAUUGAAAAGUUUGUUGUAGUACCGCCUUCAUUGCCCAGUUAUCUUACACUAUUUUCAUCGUUGAAAUCCAACUUAAAUUCACCAUUACCACAACUCAUAAAGCAAAGAUCAACUUCAACACCAAUUGCUGGUUCAGGGUGGCAAAAAUUGAAUUUCGAUAUAGAUCCUCUUACGCCAGUGAAAGAAUUUAUUCCAUUAUCUCUACCUAAACAAACCAACAUAGCAGAAUUUGAGGUGAUAUCAGAAGAACUGCCAUCACAGCCCAUCACUUCUGUCACCAAGAAAAAAAGCAAAUUAAUGUUGACUUCUGAAAAAUUAAAAUUGGGCAUUUUAGACAAAUUACCAAAAUUUUGCCCAUUUUGUGAUCAUGUAUGUGAAAGAUUACUUUAUCUUCAUAUUCAAACAAAACACGAAGAAAAACUCAAAUUGCCGAUCUCUACCUCUGUUGUCGGAAUCAACAAAAUAAUAUCAAACUUUUCAAAAAACAAAAAGGUAUUGAUGCCUCUUAAACAUAUAGUUGAUAUAAUGGGAGACUAUUGGAUCAACCCAGAAAUAAGAAGGAUUGGAUACAUUUUGUGCAAUCUUGGCCAGAUAACAACAUAUGGUGGAUCAUGGGAGCUAAAUGAUGUCCCUGAAGUCUCCAAUCCAUUUGAGCAGUACAUCGUAACAUCUAAACUAUAAUCAGAGUAAAAGUAUGACUACUGGUUAUUUCCAGAUUUAUUUUUAAGUAAUUAAUUGUUAUUUUUAUUAUACAAUAGAAAAAAUAAGGAAUUUUAAUUUUAUUUUAAAUGCUAAUUAUACUUUUAUUCAAAUUUUAAAUUGUAUGUUAAAUUUAUUUUGUUACUAAGUUUUACAGAACAUUAAAAUUGUAUAAUAGAAAAGAUGAAUAUUAUACAAUGAUGUAAAUAAA